GCUAUGAUUAGGGGUGGGCCUGAUACCUUCCGAACGCGCUCACGUACAGACAGGACUAGGCUGCUGUCGGUGACCGGCGGGUUGUCAGGUGCAGCCCAGCGAGCGAACCGGUAUGUAAAUCCUUGCUGUACGGCCGUAUUGCUUCUGUUCGUGUUAUUCCCAUAGCAGCUGUCAGGGCGUAUCAUCCAACCGCACUCAAUCAUCAUGGCUUUCAGUAAAGGAUAUCGGAUCUUUCACAAAUUGGAUCCACCCCCGUUCAGUGUCAUUGUGGAGGCAAGAAACCGAGAGGAGUGUCUUAUGUUUGAGUCUGGAGCAGUUGCAGUUCUGUCAUCUGCUGAAAAAGAAGCAAUAAAGAACAGUUACACUAAAGUUAUGGAUGCGUAUGGUUUGCUGGGAGUCCUGAGAUUAAAUCUUGGAGAUACCAUGUCAUAUUAUCUAGUGCUGGUAACUGGGUGUAUGUCAGUAGGCAAAAUCCAAGAUUCUGAGGUCUUCCGGGUGACUUCCACCGAGUUCAUUUCACUGCGAAUGGAUCCUAUGGAUGAGGAUCGCAUGUCAGAAGUGCGGAAAGUAUUAAAUUCUGGCAGUUUCUAUUUUGCUUGGUCUUCUACCGGAGUUAGCUUAGAUCUCAGCCUCAAUGCUCACCGAAGCACUCAGGAGCACAGAACAGACAACAGGUUUUUCUGGAACCAGUCUCUUCAUUUGCACCUAAAGCAUUAUGGCGUAAACUGUGAUGAAUGGCUGCUACGUCUAAUGUGUGGUGGAGUGGAGAUUAGGACUAUUUAUGCUGCGCACCAGCAGGCCAAAGCCUGUAUUAUUUCCCGUCUCAGCUGUGAAAGAGCAGGUACUAGGUUCAACGUACGAGGAACAAAUGACAAUGGCCAAGUUGCUAACUUUGUGGAAACCGAACAGGUUAUAUAUCUUGAUGAUUGCGUCUCUUCCUUUAUACAGAUUCGUGGUUCUGUGCCUCUGUUUUGGGAACAACCGGGCUUGCAAGUGGGAUCGCACCGUGUUAGAAUGUCAAGGGGAUUUGAAGCCAACGCACCAGCUUUUGAUAGACAUUUUCAGACUUUGAAGCGGCUUUAUGGGAAACAAUUUAUAGUGAAUUUACUAGGGUCAAAGGAAGGCGAGAGCAUGUUGAGUAGAGCCUUUCAGAAUCAUUUAAAGGCCUCGGAGCACUCAGCAGCUAUCCAGAUGAUGAAUUUUGACUAUCAUCAGAUGGUCAGAGGGGGAAAAGCAGAGAAGCUGCACAGUGUUUUGAAGCCUAAAGUUAACUCUUUCUUGGAGGAAUGUGGAUUUUUCUUUCUUGACAAGAAUGGAGUUCAAAGGACUCAAAGUGGUACUACUAGAACCAACUGCCUUGAUUGUCUGGAUAGAACCAAUAGUGUCCAAGCAUUCUUAGGUCUAGAGAUGCUGUUAAAACAGUUAGAAGUUCUAGGUUUGGCUGAAAAACCACAACUAGCUACACGUUUCCAAGAAGUAUUUCGUUCCAUGUGGUCAACAAAUGGAGACUCAAUAAGCAAGAUUUACGCAGGCACCGGUGCCUUGGAAGGGAAGGCUAAGGGUGGAAAGCUGAAAGAUGGAGCACGAUCUGUAACGAGAACCAUUCAGAAUAAUUUUUUCGAUGGCUCCAAACAAGAAGCAAUAGAUGUUUUGCUUCUGGGAAAUACCCUAAAUAGUGAUUUAGCUGACAAAGCAAGGGCACUUCUGACCACUGGAAGUUUGCAUGUGUCAGAACUGAUGCUGCAGUCAGCAUCUCCAAGAGUACUUCGAUGUAUGUGUGAGAAUUAUUAUAGGUAUGCAAAGCCGAGGAAAAUCCGUAUCUGUGUCGGCACUUGGAAUGUCAAUGGUGGGAAGCAAUUCCGAAGCAUUGCUUUCAAAAAUUCAACACUGACCGACUGGCUGUUAGAUGCACCAAAAAUUGCCGGUAUUCAGGAAUUCCAAGAUAGACGGAGCAAGCCAGUUGAUAUAUUUGCCAUUGGAUUUGAAGAAAUGGUUGAAUUAAAUGCCGGAAACAUUGUUAAUGCUAGCACCGCAAACCAGAAGCUGUGGGCUACAGAAUUACAGAAGACCAUAUCUAGAGACCAUAAAUAUGUACUCCUAGCAUCAGAACAGCUUGUAGGUGUGUGCCUCUACAUCUUCAUUAGACCCCAGCACGCACCGUUUAUAAGGGAUGUUGCAGUUGAUACUGUUAAGACUGGGAUGGGUGGCGCUACAGGAAACAAAGGUGCUGUUGCCAUACGAAUGCUAUUGCACACGACCAGCCUGUGCUUUGUCUGUAGCCACUUUGCAGCCGGGCAAUCUCAAGUCAAAGAGAGAAAUGAAGACUAUAAUGAAAUAGUCCGAAAACUCAGUUUUCCAAUGGGCAGAAUGCUGUUUUCCCACGACUAUGUAUUCUGGUGCGGAGACUUUAAUUAUCGGAUUGAUUUGCCAAAUGAAGAGGUUAAGGAAAUGAUCCGAAAUCAGAACUGGGAUUCUCUUGUUUUAGGGGAUCAACUGAUCAACCAGAAGAACAGUGGGCAGGUUUUUCGUGGGUUUCAGGAAGGAAAAAUCAAUUUUGCACCUACGUACAAGUAUGAUCUGUUCUCAGAUGACUAUGACACGAGUGAGAAGUGUCGUACUCCAGCAUGGACAGACCGCGUCCUCUGGAGAAGAAGGAAAUGGCCUUUUGAUAGAUCAGCUGAAGAUUUAGAUCUUCUAAAUUCAAGUUUACAAGAAGGAAGAAAUUUUCCAUAUACCUGGAAUCCAGGUACUUUACUGCAUUAUGGCAGAGUCGAGCUGAAAACUUCAGAUCACAGGCCAGUUGUGGGUCUAAACGAUAUAGAUAUAUUUGAAACUGAUGGAGAAGAGCGGCAGAAAAUUUAUAAGGAGGUGAUUGCAUCCCAGGGCCCACCGGAUGGCACAGUUAUGGUCUCUAUAGAGAGCAGUUCACCUGAAGGGAACUAUUUUGAUGAUAACUUGAUUGAUGAGUUGCUCCAGCAGUUUGCAGGCUAUGGAGAAGUCAUACUUAUAAGGUUCGUUGAGGACAAAAUGUGGGUCACCUUUCUGGAGGGAGGCUCAGCACUUGCUGUUCUAGGCUUAAAUGCUAUUGAGGUACAGGGAAAAACAAUCCAUAUUCAGUUGAAAAACCCUGACUGGAUGGUAGAGUUGGAAGAGCAAAUCAAUUUGGAACGAAUAAGUUUAAAUUUGCCUUCUUCGACCAGCUCGACACUUCUCGGAGAAGAUUCAGAAAUUUCUGCAGACUAUGACAUGGAAGGAGUAAUGGAAUGCACAACCCAUUACCUGUUAUGUGCCUCCUCAGGAGAUGUUGAUGAUUACAGUGCAGAAGUAGAAGAAAUUCUUCCCCAGCAUUUACAGCCGUCUUCAUGUUCUACUCUGGGAUCAUCCCCUAGCUCUUCUCCACGCUCAAGCCCCUGUCCGUCACCAACAAUGCCUGAAGGCCCUCCUCCAUCACUCCCUGUACGUCCAAGUCGUGCCCCUCAGAAAACUCCAGGACCCCCUGGGUCUUCAUCUCAAGCAUCUGCAUCUGAAUUUCAACCAGUGGUACAACAGAAUGUAUCGUUAACUCUAGAACCAAAGCGCCCACCGCCUCCCCGCCCUGGUGUGCCACCUGCACGUCCAGCACCACCGCAGCGUCCACCUCCUCCAUCAGGGGCAAGGAGUCCAGCGCCAGUUAGAAAGGAAGUUGGAGGAGCUCCUCCAAGCCCAGGAGUAGCUCGGAGAGAUGCGGAAGUAAGAGGCCAGACUCCUUUACAGAUGGGACCCCCAGCAAAUGCCCCGUGCAGCUCCGUUAGACCGACCAUUCCUCCACGUGCUGGUGUUAUUAGUGCUCCACAAAGCCACGUUCGGCCAGUUCCAGCUCGAUCAACCCCUGAAGUAUCAAACAAGCCCAAUGAACCUGCAAGAGGUGGUUUGCUACUUCCUGAGCCCAUGAAGCCUCAACCUGCAGCUCCUCUUCAGUCCAGUCCAACUUCCCAACCACCCUGCCAAAAGCUGCCUGAACCUAUCCUACCUACAGCAGUACAGGCCACAUCCCAGACUCCACCCUUACAACAGAACCUAGACUCUCCUCCACUGCCUCCUCCAAGGAGCCGCUCCUCCCAGAACCUGCCCUCUGACCAAAAUGCUUCCCAGCAGCAUCAAGCAAAUGGAGGCUUUAAUAGCCAGUUUGACAAUGGUCCUUUUGUGGACUUUUCAUUUGAUCACCUUCCAAAUUCCAAGCUUCAGGCUCCGGUUCUCAUAUCCUCCUCAAGCCAAAAGGAGUCAUUUAAGUUGCCUUCUGCUCCACAAAAUAAUUUGAGUGGCGUAAAUUGCAUGGCUACAUUGCCACCUAUCCCAGCUCGUACAGGACUCCAAGACAGCACUCGCAUUUCACCGAACCCUUUUGUAAAUAGGGUCAACUCCAUCAGCCCGACCAACCCAUUCACAGAGAGAUCCUCUAAUGUUGGUAAUCCUUUUGCCAUCCCAGAAAUACCCACAAAUAAUCCACCGUCACUUCAAACAAGAACUUUAGAUCAGUUAAGUUCUCCCAGUGAACCUGAACUUCUGAACAGCAAACCAACCUUUACCCUGGGUCCUAUUGAAAAAAGCCUUUCACUACCGAACAAGUCGUUCUUGUUUACUGACGCCAGUCAGAAAGGUUGGAUAACAUUUGAUGAGGAUAACUUCACCGGCAAAAUCAACAUGCUGCCUGUCAACGGUUCCGUGAUGGAGCACGUUAGUUCGGAAAAUGAUCUGCUCCAGUUGGGGUUUAAUAAUGACUGGAGUGCCGCCUCCACUGCUUCCUCCAAUACUUUGCCGCUAAGGAAGCCCCCUGCUGUACCACGUGUUCCACCUCGAACAAAACUUGAACAGCCAUCCACCAAAUUCCCACCAAAUAAGUCACCAACACUAGAGUUUACAGAUCGGUAAUGUGUCGCUAUGCCUGUGUGUUUACAAUAAAAAUAUAUCUUUGUUAAA
Molecule: messenger RNA, 4956 nt
Organism: Xenopus laevis (African clawed frog)
Lineage: Eukaryota; Metazoa; Chordata; Amphibia; Anura; Pipidae
Gene: synj1.S
Product: synaptojanin 1 S homeolog
Exons: 31
Coding region: 205-4908 (1567 amino acids)
Biological process (GO): phosphatidylinositol dephosphorylation; synaptic vesicle endocytosis
Cellular component (GO): presynapse; membrane; cytoplasm
Molecular function (GO): phosphatidylinositol-3,5-bisphosphate 3-phosphatase activity; phosphatidylinositol-4,5-bisphosphate 5-phosphatase activity; SH3 domain binding
Source: RefSeq, a predicted model, not a curated record